This is a messenger RNA of Penaeus vannamei (Pacific white shrimp), 1927 nucleotides long. NCBI's taxonomy places the organism in Eukaryota, Metazoa, Arthropoda, Malacostraca, Decapoda, Penaeidae. The record is from RefSeq and is a predicted model, not a curated record.
GCACGGCGGUGUAAGCGACCCAUACUUGUUAUCAUUCAUGGAAGGACAGGAAAGAAAAGACUCCUGUAAAUAUUACCAAAGUAUGCCCUCGUCUGCGAUUUCCCUCUCCACUAGAUGAUAAUAGCCUGGCCAGGACACUGAAUGAGGCAUCGUCAAGAAACCACAGCAUUAACCGUGAGAUAAGAUGAAUGAGUUGUGUUCCUCAAAGAAGGAACCUGUAUUUAGAAGGCAAGAAAGUAUUUUCAAGCAUUUUGGUGCCUGCCAGAUAGCACAAAAAUGUUCAGUGUGUGGUGACACUAUCGAUACAAAAGACAGCGGUAAACAAAAGGAUCUUUUCAAAUACAGUGUUUCUCAGCAUUGUAAGAAAUGCUCAGUAAAGAAUUCCUCAAAUAUUGGCAAACGGGAAAAGGCGGCCAAUCUGCUUGUCCACUAUUCGAGUAAAAUGACACAGAGUUGUAGUGAAUGCCAUGAGGUAUUUUUGAAGAAGAGUGAGCUCCAAGCACACAUGGUUACUCAUGACAAUUUUAUAGGGAAAGGAAAUCGUAGAGGGAAAAAUAAGUUUAGUUGUAAUGAGUGUAGCCAGGCCUUUUGCAAGAAAACUGACCUCCACCUGCACAGGAAGACAGUGCACAGCAAGAAGAGAUAUGUCUGCCAUGUUUGUAAGAAGGCAUUUGAUUCUGAGAAACGACUAAAAAUGCACUCACAGUUCCACAAUGUUGGUGGGGAAUUCAAAUGCUACUAUUGUGAUAAGCAGUUUAACAAAGCCUGGAAAAUGAAAAUUCAUUUGAUCAACCAUACUGGAAAGCCACCAUUUAUUUGCCAGUACUGUGGAGAAGAUUUUCUCUACCCAGGGAAGAUUGUCAACCACCUGAAGCAAGUCCAUGAUAUGUGGCAUCCAUGCAAAGAUUGCGGGGGAGCUUUUAAGUACUGCAUGGAUUAUGACAGACAUUCAUGCAAAGUGUAUUGUUGUAAAGAUUGUACAAUGUCAUUUUCAAGUUUUGAUGAACUAGCCACUCAUGCAGCGAGUCACAUAAAUGAGACAAGCAAUAAUGAUACUAUCACUCCAGAUAUGUCGUUUAAAAUGGAUUUGAGCAUAUCCAGUAAUGAAAACAAUCCAGUUGAAAGCUCCAAUUCAGAAUCAGUCAGAAAAGAAGACGAAUUCAAAGGCUAUAAUAUAGAACUAAAUGAAAGAUCAAGUCAGAACUUGCCCGAACAAAGUAGCGAUGAAAAAACGGUCGUUAUAAGAUCUUACAAGGACCACCCAUGUGCAAAUGAAAAGAAAAUUGUAAAACGGCUCCUAAACUAUGGACAGUGUAAUGAAAUAGGCAGAACUUUGAAAAAUGAUGUGGAGGGGGAAGACGAUCAGGAAGUUGAGAUUAUUGAAGUCACAAGUGCAAGAAAAGAUAUAAAAACAAUAUUUAGAGAAAGAAAUUCAGUGCUGUGUGAAGUGGAAGGAGGAAAGGAUUAUGAUGUAACAGUGAGAGACCCCUGUAAAACAGUUUUUAGUGAUUUCUCAAUAGAAAAUGUCUCGCUUGCAUUAAAUUCUGGGAACAGUUUCAUAGAACAGGAUUUCAAAGUACCUGAAGCAACAGUAUCAUCAUCAAGGAAAUGCAGUGACCUUUUGCCAAAAUCCCUGCAAAGGAAGCAAGAAGAAUUCAAUAGAUCAUUAAAAAAGAAACUGGGAAGUAAAUUCAAAUUCUGUGUUGAUUCUGAUGGAAGACAUGCAUUAAAAAAUGAGCUCUCCUUUGAAUCUUGGCUAAGUGGUGACACUCCACAUGACUUUGUUUUUGGUUUUGGAGCAAAUGGAAGAGACAGAGGCAUUUCCUGUAGUGAGGCCACAGGUGAAUCCCACUGCCAAUAUUUUAGUAAAAUGGUUUUAAAGAAAGAGAAGUCAGACAUGUCCUUUGAGGAUUUGUGCCUCUUUUGA